AUGAAGUUCACCCUCUCCUUCGUUGCCCAGCUGGCUCUGUGUGCCUCUGCCUUGGCCGCUCCAGCUCCUCAAGCCAGCAGCGCUCCUACUCCUCCAAACGCCAACAUUCCCGCCUCCACGACUGUUGAUCUAACCGGCCAGAAGGGCACGGAUGGCAAAUUCACCGUUGCGCCUGCUCCUGAGGACCAGACUUCCGAGGCCCUCCAGAAGCGAGUGGCACCUGUUGUGGUCGUAGCUGGUAUCGCCGCUGUCAAGGGCGCGGCUAUCCUCACUAAGAUCGCUGUUGAGAUCGGGGCCGAUACUAUUAAGGACCUCGGCAAAUGGAACCAGGCCCGUGAGGAAUUCUCCAAGAAGACCACGGCCGAGAUGUGGGCUCGCAACCCGGACUACCAGAAGUACCCGGCUGCCGUUUGCUACAACAAGGGAUACAAGCUGAAGGAUCCUGCCGGUACGACUGGGUUGGUGUCAGCGAAACUGACCCUGGGGCAGCUGAACACUGAUUACGACUGCAUGUAUAUGACUGCGAACAACCAGUUCUACACUCAGGGUGAGGGUGGCUUCAUCAACCUGAGCUACACCUACAGCAGCCGCUGCACCUUUGACAAGGGUACCGGUGAUCUGACCUGCGGUGCUUAG
Diaporthe amygdali is the source of this 636-nucleotide messenger RNA. RefSeq lists its product as uncharacterized. The coding region runs from base 1 to 636 and encodes 211 amino acids. The record is from RefSeq and is a predicted model, not a curated record. The transcript has 4 exons. Lineage: Eukaryota; Fungi; Ascomycota; Sordariomycetes; Diaporthales; Diaporthaceae.